Molecule: messenger RNA, 1298 nt
Organism: Pygocentrus nattereri (red-bellied piranha)
Lineage: Eukaryota; Metazoa; Chordata; Actinopteri; Characiformes; Serrasalmidae
Exons: 5
Coding region: 1-1077 (358 amino acids)
Molecular function (GO): protein binding
Source: RefSeq, a predicted model, not a curated record
AUGGUGGGGGAGCGGCACGAGAUUAGUGGCCGCAUCCCGGUGUCCCAGUCACAACGUACGGCUCUGCUCACCGGGGGUUUGCCUGCCGCCCCCCGGCAAGACGCUAGGUUUCUGUCCGUCCCUGAGCUCGCCUUAGGACACGUGCAUUACGCUUUAACCGGUGCACCGCCCCAGCCAAACUCCCCACCUGUCGCUGUCCCCGGAGCAGCUUGCAAGGCUCUCUGCGGGAGUAUGGACCACGGCAGCGCCUGCUUUGGAGCCAGAAAACGGAGCCUAGAGCUGGUCCUCUAUUACCUAGAGGCCAUUGUGAUUCUGGAGCAUGCCCAGCGGCCUGGAGUUGUUGAGCACAUGACUGUCACGGAAUGGAUCAGCCGAAGGAGAGAUGACACUCGUCCUGGUUUCGUUGUGGUGGCAGUAAAGGAGCAUAAGACUGCUGCCACUCAGGUGGCCACCUUUGUUCUUACCCAGGAACAGGAGAUGGUAAGAUGCUUAAUCUUUGAUAUAGUUAUUGGUUCGAUCUCUACUUCUGCAAACCUUCCAGAUGCUGCAUCCAUCGUUCAGCAGUGGAAGCCAUCUGGGGGCAUCGAUGUUGCAAUGGACAGUGUUGUGCUGCAGAAGUUUUGCAGGACGCAGAGGUGGAAGAGACUUGCGGUGGCAGAUAUAGAGGGGAAGGGCAGGGGAGUGUUAGUGACAAGGCCUUUUGCCUUGGGGGAAGUUGUGUGCGACUACCACGGUAAAGUGGUGUCGAGGCAGGAGGGCUUAGCGACCCAUACAGCGACAGCAGAGAAAGAGAGUGGGUACAUGUUUUUUUAUAAUUCUGGACAGGUAGCCCGGUGUAUUGACGCUCAUGAGGAAGAGUGUCCGUGCCAUCCAGGAAUGUGCACAUUUGGCCGUUUAAUUAAUCAUUCCUCAAAGAAGGCAAAUUUACGACCACGGUUGUAUAGUGUAGAUGGCAAAGAUGUAAUCCUCUUCAUUGCCAUACGCAAUAUUAAAGUCCAAGAGGAGCUCCUGUUUGAUUACGGCGUCAACAGGAAGUCUUUUGCUGGGGAGGGGUUAGAUUUAGUUGUUUGGCUGUAGUCCCUGCAGCAAAAAUCUGAGUUUAAUUGAAAAUGUAAAUAAAUAUGUAGAUAGAAAUGUAAAUAUUAGGGUUAGUUAGGAUAAGAGAUAGGAUUAGGGUUAGGCUAAGUUAUAUAUGUAAUAUGUGUAAUAUAUUUUCACAAAGCUUUAUCUGUAUGUACUUCUUCUGUAUGUACUUGCAAAACUUCUGCAAACUUCAAUAAACUGAUUGUUUCCUGAUA